Molecule: messenger RNA, 3918 nt
Organism: Cimex lectularius (bed bug)
Lineage: Eukaryota; Metazoa; Arthropoda; Insecta; Hemiptera; Cimicidae
Gene: Rab3GAP1
Product: rab3 GTPase-activating protein catalytic subunit
Exons: 17
Coding region: 206-3001 (931 amino acids)
Biological process (GO): positive regulation of GTPase activity
Molecular function (GO): GTPase activator activity
Source: RefSeq, a predicted model, not a curated record
AAGGUCCAUAUGACCUCCUGAAGGUUACUCUUGUUGUUGUUUCUCGAUGAUAAGGAACGUGUAAAAUUGUUUCGGAGAUGAAAUAAACUCGAAAUCGACUGAUCACGAUUUUCCUGAAGCGGUUGAGCUUUGUGGAAAGAGACUUGGAACUCUUGUUACUCGCAUAUUUUAAAAUCACCUCAUAAAACACUUUUGAAUCGAACAUAUGGAAGACAACAGCGAGGACGUCUCGGAUGACAGGAGCCGCAGGCUCUCUGAAGACAUCGAGUACCUCCACCACGUCGACUUCACCACCGCCUCUGAGUGGGAAGUCUUCAUCGCCAGACUGGAAGAAGUUAUACUUAACUGGAAUCUUCCCAACAGGAAAGUUCACCAUGUCAAAACGAAGGUGAAACCCGUCUGGCUCAGCAACACUGAAAAUAUAUCAUUCGCUGAUGUCAACUUCACCGUAACUCACCACUUUGUUAAAGAAACUGAAAAUGAGCAAGCUGCUCAGGGAGAAAAAAAAUCCCAGUUGCCUCAGGCGCUGGAGGAAAUCAUGAGCUCCGAGUUGGAUUUUCUACCUGUGGAGACGGUGUUUCAGAAUGGAGUUGAAGAUACAAAACCACAUAUAUUGGCACGUUGGUAUGGUCUGAGGGACUUUGUUGUAAUAACACCCAUUAAAAAUGAGCUUUUACAAGAAAGCAAAAUCAAAUUGCUGCUGAGUUCUGUCUGCAUUGCUCUUAGCAAUAAAUUAUGUGAAGUGCCAAUAUUUGUGAGAGCUCUUCAUUUCUGGCAACACUUUUAUUUGGGCAUUUGUGAAGGAAAAGGUAUUCGUGGGGAAUUCGAAAUGGUGCAUCUUGAAAGAAUUCCACUGCAAUGCCGUUACCUCACAGGUCUUUUGGGAAUCUUCAAAUCCAAAAUUGGGGGGACGUUCCUGGGCGAACCUGUCAAUGUAGCAGCAAGAUUUUCUUUCGUUUUAAAUGACUGGUCAAUAUUUGAAUGGACAGCGAAAUCCCCCGAUUUGGAAAUAAACAAUGGGGAUCUCCCUGAAGCAUUGUUGGAUGUACCUUUUGGAUCAUUGUGUGAACCUCUCACCUCAAUGACGUUACAUACAUGUUGGCCUGAAAUCCUCGAAUCCGUAGUCGUAGAUUCUGAAGCAUACAGUGAUUUUGACCCUAUGGAAGCUCCAAUAUGGGCUCUUUCUAUAGUGAAAACAGAAAAUCCUGCGUGCUUACUUACAGAUUACGUUUCUGAGUUUGUCCUCCACUCAACAUCAACAAGCACAACAGAAGAAUUAGUUGGAAGUGAAAUUGGAUUGCGGGAUUCUGGUGAUAUGCUUCAGCCCCUUAGUGUUUUGACAGAAUCUAAAAUACCAUCAUUAUCAAAUAUGCUGACCCAAUAUGCUUCAAGAAAAGUGAGCAUUUCGAGUGAAGGUCCGAUAAGCAUGAAGUUCCUUCUUCCGAUUAUUUAUUAUUUGUUCCCAGAUGCAGAAAACAAUCCUAAGCAUCCUUAUACAUCAGAAGGUGACAUAAAUAAAGGCAACUCACAGAUGAAAACUUGUGCUGUAGACAGUCUCGUUUGGAGACUUGCAGUAGUGUUGGCCCAUGCUCUCUCUUCACUUGGAGGUUUAAAAGCUACUGUAUAUCUUUGGCAUGAAUUCUAUCAAGAACUGCGGUAUCGUUGGAAUACAUCUAACCUUAUCCCAGGGGUUGCACCCGGUUUCCCAGACCCCAAGACAUGUCUACUACAUCAAAAACUUCAGAUGAUCAACUGUUGUAUUGAGAGAAGAAUUAAGCGACAUGAGGAAUUGUUGAGAAGGUCUAAAGAAUCCGACGAGUCGGAAGAUGAGUUUUUUGACUGUGAUGAAUCUGAUCAAGAAAGUGAAACGAAAGGCGGUGGUGACCCAGGGGCAAAAGGCGACUCUACCAGCAGAAGAUCCUCAAAAUCCGUAGAUGCCCCAAGUGGGCGGCUUGCUCAACAUGAAACCCUGAAGCUUUUAAAGACUGGUCAGCCUCUGUACAUACCAAUUACUCAAGGUGCAACACCAAAAACCGAAGAUCAAUCAGAAGAAGAUGCUAAAGUGUUGAUCCAAUUGGGCACCGAUGCUGAAGGUUCUCAGCUGAGAGCAAAACUUAUGAGUGCUUCAUUACUCUCAGACAUGGAGUCAUUCAAAGCUGCAAAUCCAGGCGCUGUGUUCGAGGAUUUUAUCCGUUGGUGUUCACCUAGAGAUUGGAUCGAAGAGGAUGCAGAUGAUGAGUUUGGUCAAAAAAAAGGCCAACUUAGUGCACGAAUGAAGCUACCAGGAAACACAUGGCUUGAAGUCUGGGCAAGUGCUCGGGGCAUCCCGGCAAAUAGGCAGAAGCGGCUAUUUGAUGAAACGACUGAAGGUGAAAAGGCGCUUCAUCUGAUAGAAUCUUGUGACCCUGGUGAUGCCAUUUCAAUGCUGCUUCCAGCUCUUGCACAUGCAGCUAUCAAGAAAAUAUCUGAAGAAUCAGCUGCAAUUCCUUUGCCGACACUGCAGACUGCAGUCCUGCAUGUUACUAAAAAGCUUGAAGUUAUAACCAGACAAGCACCCCAAGACACCAAAAGAUAUCAGGAAUUAACAUGGGAAAUAGGCCAAAUUGAGACUCUUAUAUCACAAGUGCAUUCUCUGGAACACAAAGUUUGUUGUGAAGGAGUCGAUCCAUCGAUUGCAUGGAGCCUUGUAUCUGAACCAGAAGUCACCCUUCCAGGUGGGCCGGCCGCAUUGACUGCUACACGGAUCAAACUACUUUUCAGCCAUGCCUUGAAGAAUAAUGAAGUACCGUCAGAGAGUGGAGAUGCCAAACGAAAUCCUGAAAAGGAAAACAUCCACCAGGGGAUAUUAAAAGAGGCCAACGAGAAGGAGUUCAUACUCAGAACAUUGACUCCCAGACCCACAAAACAGUCGAAACUCUGUCCCCAACGUCUUUUUGCCAAAAUAACCAAGUCUGAUAUCACAAUGGCUUCUCUCUUUUCUCAAGAUACAACUUUUUUCUAAGUUUUAGUACAAUACAAAUGUAUCCUAUUAAAAUAUCUGUUGUUUAUGUGUUGCAUAUUUGCAUAAAAAAAGGUUGUUUCGUUUUAAAAGGUCUAUAUCAUUAGAGUUUAUUAAUGUUAUAGUUAUGUAUUAUAUAAUAAUAAUAAUAAUAUACAAAUAUAUAUUUUAAUGUGCUCAGUAACUCUUUAAUCUCUAUAUCAGUUGUGAACUGUAGCAAUUUAUUUUUACGUCCAUUUUGAAUCACUCUUGCUCCUUUUGAAGAGCACCAAUUCCGUUCAAAAUUUGACAGUACAUUCCUCAGUUUUUAUAGUUUUUAGUAGAAGUAAAUAAAUGGAAGGGGAAAAAAGUUGUAUUUUAUUGAAAAUGUAUUUUUCACAAAAAGCAUUAAUUACAUAUUUAUAAACAUAAUAACGAAAAAAACCAAAUAAAUGCUGAUUACAAGUUUAUUUAUCUCAACUCUGAGCGCUACACAUGAGUACAGAGUUGGGAAAAAAAAGUAAUAUAAAUAAGGACAAAAAAAAUAUAUAUUUCAAAAAUGACUAUGAAUGUUAAUUCAAGUAAAACUAAAACUGCGGCCACUUGGCAGACAAGAGGCGAAAAUGCAGAAAGACAAUACAGUAGAUGUUAGGGAUUAGUAGAAGGUUAGGAAGGGCAGUGGUAAAAGAAACAUUCCCCUCAACAUGUAGAUAUUGUGGCCGAAUUAUUUUACAGAAAAAAAGAAUGUGUCACAAUUCAUCACAAAAGUUUGAGAGAGAGGUCAGAUUGUGAACAGAAGGGAUAAAAAUGGUGGUUUGUGGAUAAUGAGGAUGGGUAAGAAAGGAGAGGUGUCAAUUUAUACAAGGUCUCUGCUACACAUUGGAUACAACCUCAGCCUAAAAGUGUCCAGCUAAAGGUCUUAAGUGCAAAAAAAAAAAAAA